This is a messenger RNA of Cynara cardunculus var. scolymus (artichoke), 950 nucleotides long. RefSeq lists its product as uncharacterized. The coding region runs from base 306 to 755 and encodes 149 amino acids. NCBI's taxonomy places the organism in Eukaryota, Viridiplantae, Streptophyta, Magnoliopsida, Asterales, Asteraceae. The transcript is spliced from 2 exons. The record is from RefSeq and is a predicted model, not a curated record.
UCAACCCCCAUUUUCAAGAACCAAACCAACCCAACAAUAUAAAAUUUCCCCUUUUGUUUGAACUAUCCAUCCCCUAUUUCACACACACAAACACACACACACACACACACUUACACACACAUUCAUACUACAACUUUCUUGAAUCUUGAUCAUGUCUUCAUCUUUUUCUCUCAUUCCCACCAAACAAUCUUGAAUUUUUAUUGAUACCCACCAAACAAUCUUGAAUUUUUCUUCAUACCCAUUUCUUAAAUCUUCUAAGUUUCCAAGAAUUAGCCCAAAGAAGAGGGAGGGGGGGAAAGACUAUCAUGUCCUCAAUCUUGGCUUCAAAUGGGAUGGUGUUAGCCACCGCCAUGGCUGCCGUCUCAGGCACCGUGCUCCUUCUUGCCUUCCACCUCCAGAAACAACCUUCCACCACCACCACCACCGCCGUCUCCGUUGCCGCCCGAUUCUCCAUCAUCGACCAUCCAAGAGGACCAAGACCCUGCAUCUCUUCAGAUGGGAAGAAGAGAGAGAAAAAGAACAAGAAAGUACACUUUGCAAAGGAUGUGAUGGAACCAAGUGGGAAUGGAGAAGAGUUUCGGAGGAGACUACAAAGUAAGAAUCUUUAUCAAAACAGGACUCUUUCGUCAACUUCGAAAGAUGGAGGGGGUGAAAAGAAAAUAUCUAGAGAUUACGAGGGUAUUCCAGCAAAUAGGAUGGCUCUCUACUCCGGAAUUCUGAGAGAUCGUGGUGUCCAUCGAGUGUCUUAUUGCUGAAUUGACUUUUGAACUUUUAGCCCCUCUUUUUUGUAAAUUACUUAGUUUCAACCCCUCAUCUUUUACGGUAGUGCAAAUUGCACCCCUUUUAGUUGGACUCUUGGUUAUGACAGCCGUUCGUAAGUUGUAUCCAUCGCUAUUGAUGUUGUACCAUCUUGUACAAAUUGAAAUGAAGAAGGCAUAGUUUUGUAUAAA